UCCAAAAUUGGUUUGUUCCGUAGUACACAAAAACCUUAUAUAAUUUCCAAUUUCCGGGAACAGGGGAAACCCCAAACCCUUUACCCCACCACAAAACAUCUCCAUAUAGUUAGACGCUGCUCUUCGCCUAGGGAAUAGACAGGAGACAAUGAGGCCUGGAAUUCCCCUCCCCUUACUUGUUCCUCGAUCCCCUAUAACAUAUUCUUCUUGGUAAGCUGCGCGCAAUUUAACCGUUGUAUCCUCCGCGUGUUCCUUCAGAUACGCAAAACAUAAAAUUAUUUUCAAAAAAACCUUAGCGGUCAUUUUUGACAAAUGAAAUUAAAAUUGAAGCAUUUUCCCCUGGAUAGUUUACUCCGGGGUCCUCGAACCUCCCAGCGCGGACCCCGGCGCCCCGGUGCAACCUUCUAGGACCUUGCACGCUCGCGCGCGCAUAACUUCACUUCCGACAGAUGACGAUUAACGGCGACGUAAACAGUGGCGGGCAUGGCUUUGGCGCACAUUUCAGGUUGGAAUUUCUAUUUUAAUUUUAUGGCAAAUGUUCAAUCUGGGAGAGACGAUGUCUUCGCCAACAAAGCAAGUCAGUGUUCGUAGGCUUCCUCCACUUCCGAAUCAAAUAACGCUGCGUAAUUUUAGAGAAAAUGGAAACGUAAGCGAUGAAUCCCACACUGGCCUCAAAGGGAAACCCUCUGGUGCUCUCUCUGAGAUGCGAGUCAAAGAAUACCUUUCUGCCAACCCUCAAGUACUGGAGGACUUUAUCAUGGCAGACAUCAGCCAAGAGCAGCUUGAAAGAUGGCUGAUCAGAAAAACGCAAGCUGUGGAACCUGUCACUGGAGAUGGCAAUAAUGGAGUAAGGCCAUCACUUUCCAAAUGGAAGUUUUGUGUGCAUACAGACAAGCGCAAAAUGCUCCAGCAAUUGACAAAGGACAUCAAUCAACAGCCAAAGAAAGUGAGAGUCAUGUAUGAGCUUGUCAAAAGUGUUGCAGCAGCAACACAUGCCAAUAGACAUUCCCUUUACUUGGUGGACAAGAAUGGAAGAGACAUUUACUUAUAUUCUGAGAGCAAGCCAAGAUCCCGAUCUCUGUGCCGGCAAACCAUCGGAUAUGGAGGUACCGUAGCAGCUUAUGUCGCAGAAACAGGAGAGAGACUCUUCGUCAAGGACAUUCUCGGGGAUGAAAGAUUUCCUAAAGGGAUCGGUAUUGAAGACAGCACAGCUCAGUCAGUGUUAUGUCAGCCCAUUGUGCAAGCAGAUGGCUCUAUAGUUGGUAUUGUCGAGUUGGUUAAAAAGCUUGGUAAUUCGCCAUUUGAACGAGAAGACGAGGAGAUUGUCAAUAGUUAUCUUGCCUGGGGCAGUAUUGCUAUCCACCAUGCUGAGAUUUCGAAACAAAUGCAAAAGCAGAAGGACCUUAACAGUUUCUUGCUGAAUGUUGUCAGAUCUAUUUUUGAUGAAGUCAGUACGAUGGAUGUUGUUAUCGAAAAAAUAAUGGCUUUCGCCAAAAGGCUAGUUAAUGCAGAUCGAUGCGCACUGUUUAUGGUGGACUCGAAAUCAGAUGAGUUAUACGCGAAUCUGUUUGACGAAGGAGACGAAGAUGGAUCCGGAUUCAAAUUUAGGAACGGAGCGGAAAUAAGAUUUCCGAUUGAGAAAGGUAUUGCGGGCUACGUCGCGAGUACAUCGGAAGUUCUGAACAUCAGUGAUCCGUACCGUGAUGCGAGAUUCAACCGAGAAGUAGAUAUGAAGACCGGCUACAUAACAAAGUCCAUAUUGUGUGUUCCUGUAAAGUGUAAAGGAAGUGUGAUUGGUGUCGUACAGAUGGUUAACAGCAGGAGAGGGUUCUUCUCAAACGAAGAUGCAAGUUCAUUUGAGUUAUUUGCUGGUUACUGUGGUCUGGCUCUUCACUACAGCCAGGUAUGUAUAUAAAAUAACCGGAUUCCAGAUAACACUUUAGUAAGAGUGCUUUCACAUGAGGUCACGGCAGCCAUAUUGGUGUCCCAAAACAAUGACACGGCGGCCAUGUUAGUGUACCAAACCAAUCCUGUGGGAGUUGAAAUCUUUUCAAAUUUUAGCACUUUUGUUUGUUCCUAUAACUUUGCAUGGCUACUGGCCACGUGAGUGAAAAUGCCCUAUACACAUGUGUAGUCACGGAAGCAGUAAUAAGUGAGACAAAAUCAAUGAAGCUGUAUCAGUUUAAAUAUUUCUCAUGGCAAACUGACGAGUGUUUUGAUAUGGGAAAUGAAACUUAGCCAGAGGAAAAAAACAGCAACCUCUUUUCAACGAUAUAUUGAGUGUCAGGCUGGGUUCGGGAGAGACUGCUGAGAAUACGUGAUGGGUAUGGAAGCGUUUAGCUUGACCCUUGGUCGCUUUCCUGGAAACCUAAAACCUGGAAACUCUGUCUGUCAGUCUCUCUGUCUGUCUGUCUAUCAGUCUGUCUUUCUGUCUGUCUGUCAGUUUG
Messenger RNA from Orbicella faveolata, 2447 nucleotides. Its product is annotated as putative 3',5'-cyclic phosphodiesterase pde-5. NCBI's taxonomy places the organism in Eukaryota, Metazoa, Cnidaria, Anthozoa, Scleractinia, Merulinidae. Gene Ontology annotation, molecular function: 3',5'-cyclic-nucleotide phosphodiesterase activity; protein binding. The record is from RefSeq and is a predicted model, not a curated record. Gene Ontology annotation, biological process: signal transduction.